This is a messenger RNA of Eufriesea mexicana, 3717 nucleotides long. RefSeq names its product Toll-like receptor Tollo (gene Tollo). Gene Ontology annotation, cellular component: plasma membrane. The coding region runs from base 1 to 3717 and encodes 1238 amino acids. Gene Ontology annotation, biological process: signal transduction. The record is from RefSeq and is a predicted model, not a curated record. The transcript has a single exon. Lineage: Eukaryota; Metazoa; Arthropoda; Insecta; Hymenoptera; Apidae. Gene Ontology annotation, molecular function: signaling receptor activity; protein binding.
AUGCGGGGCAGUCCUGCGUUCUUCGCCAUAUUACUGGGCACGAUAUUCGGUGUCCUCGGCGCGUCUCUGAGCAAGGCGCUCCGGUACAAAGCGCCGGACGAAUGCAAGUGGGUCGCGAGCGGCGACACCGAGGACGACGUCUCGCUGGUCUGCCGUCUGAGGACGAUCAACAGCGAGCUGGAGAACACGAAUUUCAGCGUGAUACAGCCGCAGCACACGGUCCGUCUACGGCUGGAAUGCAGCGACGCGUUGUUCUAUCAGAGCUCGCUGAGCGCCGGCAGCUUCAGGCCGUUGGUCGAGCUACGCGAGCUGGUGAUCGAGUAUUGCAAGAUCGGUAAUCUGUCGGACGACGCGUUCAAAGGGUUGAAGGAGUUGCGUAAUCUGACCGUGAGGACGCACAACACCGACUGGUCGGCGAUGGCACUGGACGUGUCGGCCGGGGCGUUCACGGACGAGUUGAGGCAACUGGAGAAAUUGGAUCUCGGGGAAAACAACAUGUGGAGUAUACCGGAGGGCGCCCUGUGCCCCCUGGUCAAUCUAGAGAUCUUGAACCUGACGAGAAAUCGACUGCGCGAGGUGACGAGUUUCAGGUUCAACGGCGCGUCGAGAUGCCUGUCGAACCUGAAGGAACUGGACCUGAGCAACAACAGCAUCGAAUCGUUGCCGACCGCCGCGUUCUCCGGCCUGACCAGGCUGCACAGCCUCGAUCUACGGUGCAACGCCAUCAGCUUCAUGGCGGACCGCGCGUUCGAGGGCCUCUCCUCGUUGGCCAUCUUGAGGCUGGCGGACAAUCGGCUGGCCAGCCUGCCGCCCGAACUCUUCAGCGACGCGAGGAACAUCCAGGAGAUUCAUCUGAGGAAUAACACGUUGAACGUGCUGCCGCCGGGAUUGUUCAGUGAACUGACGCAGUUGUUGGUGCUCGAUUUGUCGCAUAACGAGUUAACCGCCGAGUGGGUGAACGCGGCUACCUUCGGUGGUUUGAUACGUUUAGUGGUGCUCGAUCUAUCGAACAAUCGUAUCGCUCGGCUAGAUCCGACGGUGUUCCGCGAUCUCUACAGCUUACAGAUUCUCCGGUUACAGGAGAAUCUACUCGAGAGUCUACCGGAGAACACGUUCUCCGCGCUCUAUAAUCUUCACACCUUGCUGCUCAGCUAUAAUUUGCUAACCGUUAUCGACGCGACCACGCUCAGCGGACUCUACGUGCUGAAUCUGCUCUCGUUGGACAACAACCGACUGCACACGAUACACCCGAGCUCCCUGAAAAACGCCUCGUCCCUGCAAGAGUUCCAUCUGAACCGUAACCAGCUAAAGUCCGUUCCGGACGCGCUGAAAGCCACUCCCCUUCUGCGAACCCUCGACCUCGGCGAGAAUCUCAUUUCGGAGAUACCGACCGGCACGUUCGACCACGUGGCGCAGCUUUACGGACUUCGAUUAACCGAAAAUCAUAUCGGCAAUCUCACCAAGGGUGUCUUCGAUCGUAUCAAGGAGCUAAAGAUAUUGAAUCUCGCGAUGAAUCGUAUACAGUACAUCGAACCCGGCACCUUCGACGAGAACCUGAAUCUGCAAGCGAUCCGUCUGGACGGCAAUCAACUCACGGACAUCGCCGGCCUCUUCACCAAUCUGCCCAAUCUCAUCUGGCUCAACGUGAGCGACAACAAACUCAGAUGGUUCGACUACGCGAUGAUACCGACCGGACUGAAAUGGCUCGACAUCCACUCGAACGAGAUACGCGAACUGGGCAACUACUUCGAGAUCGAGAGCCAGUUACAGCUGAGCAUCUUCGACGCCAGCGAGAACAAGCUCACCGAGAUCACCGGCAACGCGAUACCGAUGAGCGUCGAGAGGCUCUACCUAAACGACAACCAGAUAUCCAAGGUGCAGAGCUAUUCGUUCUUCAAGAAACCCAACCUGACCACGGUCGAGCUGAAGGGGAACCAGAUACGCAACCUGGAGCCGUACGCGUUGCGUAUCAGCGCCGUGCCACCGGAAAAAUCUCUGCCCGAGUUCUACAUAGGGGACAAUCAGUACCUGUGCGACUGCACCAUGGAAUGGUUGCAGCGCGUCAACCGACAGAAUCAGACCCGAGUGCAACCGCGCGUCAUGGACCUGGAGAGUAUCUACUGCAAGCUCCUAUACGAUCGCGAACACGCCUUCGUCCCGCUAGUCGAGGCGUCUCACUCGCAGUUCCUCUGCAAGUACGACACCCAUUGCUUCGCCCUCUGUCACUGUUGCGACUUUGACGCCUGCGACUGCGAGAUGACGUGCCCUCUGAACUGCACGUGUUACCACGAUCAAUCCUGGUCGGCCAACGUGGUCGACUGUUCCAACGGCGCUCACGCCAACAAGUUGCCCGAGCAGAUACCCAUGGACGCGACGCGGCUCUAUCUGGACGGGAACGACCUGCGCGUCGUGUCCAGUCACGCUUUCAUCGGUCGUAAGAAGCUGAAAGUCCUCUUUCUCAAUUCCUCCAACAUCGACAUCGUGCAGAACCGAUCGUUCAACGGCCUCAGGGACCUGGAGGAUCUACACCUGCAGGAUAACAGGAUUCGCGAGUUGAAGGGGCACGAGUUCGAGGGCUUGGACGCGCUCAAGCUUCUCUAUCUGCAUCGAAAUCGUAUCGUCUCGAUCGGCAACGACACCUUCUCGUCCCUUCGGUCGUUGCGCGUCCUACGACUGGAGAGCAAUCGCCUGACCACGUUGGCCGUGUGGACGCUACCCGGUUCCAUCGAGAUCAGUUUGUCCGGGAAUCCGUGGUCCUGCGAGUGCGACUAUCUGCAAAGUUACCGCGAGUGGAUCCGCGAGCCGAACGUGCGCGUGACGGACGCGUCGGCGUUGCGCUGCGUGUACAACGUGACGGAGUUCGAGGCGUUCGGCGACGAGGUGUUCGCGGACAACGAGUUCGGUUUCCUCGUGGCGAGCAACGACCGCGAGAAGAGCAACGACAGCGUGUGCACGGGCGCGGCCAGCAUCGACAACGACGUGCACCGUAAUUACACCAAGACCAUCAUCGAGAAACAGGUGUUACAGGACUACCUUCCGCUGUUGGUCGCCACGCUGGUCGGCUCCCUGUUGGUGGUGCUCCUCUGUAUGCUGGGGUUCGUGUUCCGUCAGGAGCUGCGCGUAUGGUUUCACUCGCGGUUCGGCGUGAGGAUAUUCUACAGAAACCACGAGGUGGAUCGGGACGAUCGGGACAAACUGUUCGACGCGUUCGUCAGCUACAGUUCCAAGGACGAGGCGUUCGUCGCCGAGGAACUGGCGCCUGUCCUCGAGAUGGGCAACCCUUCCUACAAGCUGUGCCUGCACUACCGGGACUUUCCCGUCGGCAGCUUCAUAGCCGACACGAUAGUCCAAGCGGUGGAAUCCUCGAGGAGAACUAUAAUGGUACUGUCGGAGAAUUUCAUCAAGUCAGAGUGGUGCCGCUUCGACUUCAAGUCGGCGCACCAUCAGGUGUUGCGCGAUCGAAGACGCAGACUGAUCCUGGUGCUGGUGGGCGACGUUCAUCAGCGGGACCUCGACCCAGACAUUAGGCUGUACCUCAAGACGAACACCUACUUGCAAUGGGGCGACAAGCUGUUCUGGGAGAAGCUUCGGUUCGCGUUGCCGGACGUGCCGAACAAUCAGAGGACCACGCAGAGGACGAGGCAGCCGCCGCCGGUCCGACGGCAGCACAACAACAGGACGUCCAACGGAUCGCGUACCGUCUCCGUGCACAUAUGA